This is a messenger RNA of Zeugodacus cucurbitae (melon fly), 3397 nucleotides long. RefSeq names its product phosphatidylinositol 3-kinase catalytic subunit type 3 (gene Pi3K59F). The transcript has 7 exons. Gene Ontology annotation, biological process: phosphatidylinositol-mediated signaling; endocytosis; autophagosome assembly. Bases 121 to 3078 code for a protein of 985 amino acids. Gene Ontology annotation, cellular component: phagophore assembly site; peroxisome; endosome. Gene Ontology annotation, molecular function: 1-phosphatidylinositol-3-kinase activity. The record is from RefSeq and is a predicted model, not a curated record. NCBI's taxonomy places the organism in Eukaryota, Metazoa, Arthropoda, Insecta, Diptera, Tephritidae.
CUUUCAAAUAAUUGAACAGCUGGUAUUGAUAUUGUGAAAAACACAAAAGUAGCUGCGAUUUUUUACUGCAUCGCAGAUGCAAAUAACAUAAAUUUUAUUGUUUAACAAACUCCUCCAACUAUGAAUCAACUACCAGACGACCAUUUUCGUUACAUUUAUAGUUCUUCAUUACAUGAACAAGUGCAAAUCAAAGUUGGUACAUUAGAAGGCAAAAAACGCCAGCCAGAUUUUGAAAAACUGCUAGAAGAUCCUAUUCUGCGCUUUUCUGGCCUCUACUCGGAAGAAUGUCCCGCUUUCCAAAUACGUUUACAAGUGUUCAACAAAAAUCGACCAUAUUGCUUGCCUGUAACCACCUCUUACAAAGCAUUCAGCAAACGUUGGAGCUGGAAUGAAUGGGUGACACUGCCAUUACAAUUUUCGGACUUACCACGUACAGCUAUGUUAGUGCUAACAAUACUCGACUGUGCAGGUGCUGGCAAAACUACAGUAAUAGGUGGCACAGCAAUUUCUUUGUUCGGCAAAAAUGGUUUGUUCCGCCAAGGUAUGUUCGAUUUGCGUGUGUGGUUGGGUGUAGAAGGUGAUGGCAGUUACCCAUCGAAAACCCCAGGCAAGGGAAAGGAGUCGUCCAAAUCUCAAAUGCAACGUUUAGGUAAACUGGCAAAGAAACAUCGCAAUGGUCAGAUGCAUAAAGUCGAUUGGUUAGAUCGAUUGACAUUCCGUGAGAUAGAAGUAAUUAAUGAACGGGAGAAACGCAUGUCAGAUUACAUGUAUCUAAUGAUAGAGUUUCCAACGGCCGUAUUCCAAGAGUAUUAUAAUUAUUCCAUUGUUUACUUCGAACCAGAAGGAGAUAAAAGCCAUAAAAUACUGACAAAACCAAAAUUAGUAACCGUGCCGGAUUCAGAUAUAUUACAGGAGAAUCUCGUCGAGCGCAAACACCACCGUCUGGCACGUUCCGAACGUUCUCGUAUUUCCGAUCGCGAUGCAAAGCCCACUGCUGUCAUACGCAAUCAAUUGCACACCAUUGUGUAUCGUUAUCCACCAACAUGUGUUCUCAGCAGUGAAGAACAGGAUCUUUUGUGGAAGUUCCGUUUUUAUUUAUGUUCACAUCGCAAGGCGUUAACGAAAUUCCUCAAAUGCAUCAACUGGGAGACACAACACGAAGUCAUGCAAGCGCUCUCAUUAAUGUCCAAAUGGGAACCGAUGGAUGUGGAGGAUGCCUUAGAGUUACUUAGUCCCGUUUUUACACACCCCGAAGUGCGUCGUUAUGCCAUCAGUCGUUUGGCACAAGCGCCCGAUGAAGAUUUACUACUAUAUCUGCUGCAACUUGUACAGGCUUUGAAAUAUGAGAAUUUCAAUGAUAUUGUCGAUUUACAUAAACGUCUAUUUCCCGAUCAUGAUGUUGUGCGUUCAUUAGAUGGCACAUCCACCAUCUUAGAUUCCAGUUCGAUUUGCAGUGAUUCGCUUAGUGGUGCUUCGUCAGUGAUUGCAGCAAGUAGUGGUGGACCACAGCGCGGCAUUGUGGCAUCUGUUCUACAGCGCAAUGUACAACCAGAAAUGUCUGCAUCACGCACAACAACAACAACAACGGCAACGCCAAUUGCGAUAACAAGCACAAAAGCAGGAGCAACAGCAUCAGCAGCGGACACACCACCAAUUUCCAUUUCGACAACUUCGUCAGUUAUAGCCGCUGCUGUUGGUGGUGCUGGUGAUGGCGAUAAUAUCUAUGUAAAUACUACUUCGGUCGUUUCUGGUUCGUCUGUUGGUCUUAAUACGCUGACUAGUGAAAGCAAUACAACGGGUGCACUGAAAAAUGAUGCCGGUGAUCUCUGUACAUUCCUGAUACAACGCGCCUGCAAGAAUCCCACACUCGCGAAUUACCUUUACUGGUAUUUGUCCAUAGAGGUGGAAGAUCAUGCGUCUUUGCGUAAGCAGGAUGAGCGUGUGCAUGAUAUGUAUGUGAUGGUGUUGCGUAUCUUUCUGAAAGUGCUGGAAACGGGCAAUUUCCAACUGCGUAAUAUUUGGCAUAACUUAAAGAAACAGCAGAUUUUAGUCGAUGAAUUGGUUAAGCUGGUCAAAAUGGUGGCCAAGGAACCGGGAAAUCGCAAUAAAAAAACUGAAAAGUUCCAGAAACUCUUAACCGAAACGGAUACGUUCAAAAUCAACUUUACUGGCUUCGAUCCGCGCCCAUUUCCUUUGGAUCCAGAGAUUUACAUAACGAAAAUUGUACCCUCGAAGACAUCACUUUUCAAAAGUGCACUAAUGCCCGCCAAACUCACCUUCGUCACAACUAUCGGCAAACACGAAUAUGUGGCGAUUUUUAAACAUGGCGAUGAUCUACGUCAAGAUCAACUAAUUCUACAAAUGAUAACCUUAAUGGAUAAAUUAUUGCGACGUGAGAAUCUCGAUCUGAAAUUAACACCCUACAAGGUGCUGGCCACCAGUUCGAAACAUGGCCUGCUACAGUAUAUCGAUUCGUUUACCGUAGCCGAUGUUUUGGCGCGCGAAGGCAGUAUACAUAACUUUUUCCGUAAGCAUAAUCCCUGCGAAAAUGGACCCUAUGGCAUUGCGGCAGAGACUAUGGAUACAUAUAUAAAGAGCUGUGCGGGAUAUUGUGUGAUAACAUAUCUACUAGGUGUUGGCGAUCGCCACUUGGACAACUUGCUGCUCACAACCAACGGCAAGUUGUUCCACAUCGAUUUCGGUUACAUACUGGGACGUGAUCCGAAACCCAUGCCACCGCCCAUGAAACUCAGCAAAGAAAUGGUGGAGGCCAUGGGUGGCGUUAGCUCGGAUCAUCAUCAUGAAUUUCGUAAACAAUGCUAUACGGCAUAUUUGCAUUUGCGGCGUCACGCCAAUGUUAUGCUGAAUCUAUUUUCAUUGAUGGUGGACGCCUCAGUGCCGGAUAUAGCGCUCGAACCGGACAAGGCGGUGAAAAAGGUGGAGGAAAACUUGCAGCUAGGACUCACGGAUGAGGAGGCGGUGCAGCAUUUACAAGCACUACUCGAUGUCUCGAUUACCGCGGUUAUGCCAGCAUUGGUUGAACAGAUACAUAAAUUAGCACAGUAUUGGCGAAAGUAGAUUUUAUUUGCGUAUAAUUAUAGUUGUUAUAUACGCACGCUCUUUAUUUGCCAACAACAACAUUUGCAUGCGUAUUACUUUUUAAGCGUAAAUUUGUAAUUUAUGGAAGAGGACGUGCCGACAUGCGGGAAGUAUGACAAGCAAAUGUUAACAAAGAAUUUUCUGUAACUUUAAUUUUUAGUAUAUAAUGCAUAUACAUAUGUUUUAGCGCGUAAAAUGUUUUAUUUAGACAAAUUUAUGAACACUCAACUUCAUUAAUCACAUACAUUUAUGAAUAUUAAAUGAAAAGAAAAUAGAUUUACUGACCACUAUUACCAUA